Ascochyta rabiei is the source of this 1218-nucleotide messenger RNA. RefSeq names its product Lactate 2-monooxygenase. The transcript is spliced from 2 exons. Bases 1 to 1218 code for a protein of 405 amino acids. The record is from RefSeq and is a predicted model, not a curated record. Gene Ontology annotation, molecular function: oxidoreductase activity; FMN binding. NCBI's taxonomy places the organism in Eukaryota, Fungi, Ascomycota, Dothideomycetes, Pleosporales, Didymellaceae.
AUGUCUACCCACCGCGCGAAGUUGGACCCAGUCGAAUAUGAGAAAGAGGUAUACCAGAAAGGUCUACAAUACGAAAGACCUCCAUUCACGUUCAAAUCACUGGAUUGGGAGUCUCUUGCGCGAGAACGCAUGUCGGCCGAAAGCGCCGGAUAUGUGAUUGGCAAUGCAGGAACUGGCGAGACAUCUCGCAAGAAUCGCGAAGCAUUCCAGAACUGGUCAAUCAUUCCCAAGCGCCUAGUCAAGACGAAUUCUUUCCCAGAUUUGUCCACGACUGUCCUGGGCCAUAAACUCGAACGUCCAUUUGCGAUGGCACCAGUAGGUGUCAACAAGAUCUUCCAUCCUCUGGGCGAAAUCGCAGCGGCGAAAGCGGCAGCCAAGGAAAACGUUCCCUAUAUUAUGAGCACAGCGAGCAGUACCAGCAUUGAAGACGUUGCGAAAGCAAAUGGAGACGGAACACGGUUUUUCCAACUGUAUUGGCCAGCCUCGGAGCAUGACGAUCUGACAAUUUCCAUUCUCAACCGUGCCAAAAAGGCUGGGUUCUCCGCCUUGGUAGUGACGCUCGAUACAUAUAUGCUGGGGUGGAGGCCUUCAGAUAUGGACAAUGGCUACAACCCAUUUCUCCGUGCCGAUCAGAUCGGAGUAGCAAUCGGAUUUUCAGACCCUGUGUUCCGUGAACACUUCAAGAAAACACACGGUUGUGAGAUUGAGGAAGACGAGCAAACCGCUGCUGCCGAAUGGUCACAGGUAGUCUUUCCACAGUUUAGUCACGGAUGGGAAGAUCUCAAAUUCCUGCAAAAACAUUGGGAUGGUCCAAUUGUACUCAAGGGUAUCCAGACCGUUGCUGAUGCCCAAAAGUGCGUCGAGUUGGGUAUCCAGGGUAUCGUCGUAAGCAACCAUGGAGGAAGACAGGUUGACGGAGGCGUCGCUUCUCUUAAGGUUCUGCCGCGCAUAGUGGAAGCUGUUGGCGAUAAGCUGGAAAUCCUGUUCGACUCGGGAAUCCGGUGUGGAGCGGAUAUCGCCAAGGCACUAGCUUUAGGGGCAAAGUUGUGCCUAGUAGGAAGACCGUAUGUUUUUGGACUGGCAAUGGGUGGAGAGCAAGGUGUUAGCCAUGUCCUGAAGUCAUUGUCAGGAGACCUGGAACUAACACUUCACCUUGCGGGCAUCAUUUCAGUCUCUCCUAAAGACCUGAACAAAGAUGUUCUUGAGAAGGAGAAUUAG